GGCCUCUGCCCCCGAACUGUUCCCAAGUGCUUCCGGCGCAUAGUGCAAGCGGAAGAGGCGGGGCGGCGCCUGCGCAGUUCGGGGCGGAGUACACGCUUUGGGAAGCAGAAGCGGCCCGUCGCGGAGCGAAGCCUUUGGGGCGGACAGGAUGCCUGGACUAAGUUGUAGAUUUUACCAACAUAAAUUUCCAGAAGUAGAAGAUGUGGUCAUGGUCAACGUCCGGUCCAUUGCAGAAAUGGGAGCUUAUGUUAGCCUUCUGGAAUAUAACAAUAUUGAGGGCAUGAUUCUACUCAGUGAGCUGUCCAGGAGACGUAUUCGUUCUAUAAACAAACUUAUCCGAAUUGGCAGAAAUGAGUGUGUUGUUGUCAUAAGGGUCGAUAAAGAGAAAGGUUAUAUUGAUUUGUCAAAAAGAAGAGUUUCUCCAGAGGAGGCAAUUAAAUGUGAGGACAAAUUCACCAAAUCAAAAACUGUUUACAGCAUUCUCCGCCAUGUUGCCGAGGUUUUAGAAUAUACAAAGGAUGAACAGCUGGAGAGCCUUUUUCAGAGAACAGCUUGGGUGUUUGAUGACAAAUACAAAAGGCCCGGAUAUGGUGCAUAUGACGCCUUCAAACAUGCAGUUUCGGAUCCCUCAAUCCUUGAUGGAUUGGAUUUGACAGAAGAUGAGAAGCGUGUAUUAAUUGACAAUAUCAAUAGGCGACUGACUCCACAAGCAGUCAAAAUUCGAGCAGAUAUUGAAGUUGCCUGUUAUGGCUAUGAGGGUAUUGAUGCAGUGAAAGAAGCUCUGAGGGCUGGUCUGAGCUGUUCUACAGAGAGCAUGCCCAUCAAAAUAAACUUGAUAGCUCCUCCUCGGUAUGUGAUGACCACUACAACACUGGAGAGAACUGAAGGCCUUUCUGUCCUCAGCCAAGCAAUGGCUGUCAUUAAAGAAAAAAUUGAAGAGAAGAGGGGUGUCUUCAAUGUGCAGAUGGAGCCCAAGGUGGUUACUGAUACUGAUGAAACUGAGCUUGCAAGACAAUUGGAAAGAUUGGAACGUGAGAAUGCUGAAGUAGAUGGAGAUGAUGAUGCUGAGGAGAUGGAGGCAAAAACUGAAGAUUAAACUGCUUGGGAUGAAAGUAUAAGUAGCAGUUACACAUACACCAAACCAGUAAGGACACCUUCAAUUAAGAGGGUGUCUAGUAUUGAAACUCCACAAGAAAAUACUUGAAAUAUUUUCAAGUUUUAAUGAGACCAAAUUUUGAAGAGACAAUAAAAAUCAUCUGCAGUGUGUUGAUUAAUCUCCUCAAAGAGGGAAGGUGCCUCUGACUGAAGGCUUAAUUUCUUUCCCCCCCAAUAAACUAGGCAUUGUCUAAAUGCUGUUCUUAAUAUUUUCAUAUCUAACAAGUCCAGGCUGGCAAACCAUUCAGUAUGUCUGUCAGUGAGGUUGUAGGAAUUAAACCAAUACUUCUUCACAGAUUGUACUCCAGCAAAGAUUCAAUAAAUCUCAUGGAUAUUUA
Sceloporus undulatus (fence lizard) is the source of this 1493-nucleotide messenger RNA. It is a transcript of the gene EIF2S1, whose product is annotated as eukaryotic translation initiation factor 2 subunit alpha. NCBI's taxonomy places the organism in Eukaryota, Metazoa, Chordata, Lepidosauria, Squamata, Phrynosomatidae. The coding region runs from base 149 to 1096 and encodes 315 amino acids. The transcript is spliced from 8 exons. Gene Ontology annotation, cellular component: eukaryotic translation initiation factor 2B complex; eukaryotic 48S preinitiation complex; eukaryotic translation initiation factor 2 complex. Gene Ontology annotation, molecular function: ribosome binding; RNA binding; translation initiation factor activity. The record is from RefSeq and is a predicted model, not a curated record.